AUGGGUGAAGUUACGAAAUCUGAUAUUGAAGCUCUUACAGCAGCGUUUACCGCUGCCAUCAAUUCCAUGAAUAAUCAGAUUGGAGAAAUUCGUGGAUUGUUGGGUGAGAGGAACAACAACAACAACAACAACAAUAAUCGGCGUAGAGAUGGGGAAGGAGGCCAGCGAGUUAGGGCUCCACGUGGUGAAGUUGUUGACAAUACAUCAGAAUCUGAGCCUGAAGAAGAAAUUUUACAACAAGAGCAACAUGGACAAGCUGACCAGGAUUACAAACUUCAGGUGGACAGAUUCUUUGAGAUUAUGGAAGUGCCUGAACACAAGCAAGUUAAGCAUGUUGCCUGGAGAUUGAAGAGUACUGCUGCAGUAUGGUGGGAUAAGUUGCAGAACACUCGAAAGAAACAGAGGAAGCAGGGUGUUAGAACAUGGCGAAGAAUGAAGCAGUUGAUGAUGGAGAGGUUCUUGCCAGAUGAUUAUGAGCAGAUUCUAUAUAGGCUGUAUAUUGAAUGUGUCCAAGGAACUAGGACGGUGGCUGAUUAUACGGCUGAAUUCUUACGCUAUUCAGAGCGUAAUGAAUUGGGAGAAACUGAAGGCCAGAAGGUGGCUCGCUAUAUCAGUGGGUUGAAGCCUUCCAUUCAGGAGAGAAUUGGGUUGCAAACUGUUCAUACUAUGGCCGAAGUGACAAACCUAGCAUUGAAAGCAGAGUUGUUGGAGAAACCUUCACGAGCUUCUUCUUUCCAGAGGUAUAACUACCAAAGGAGUGCAGAUUUGGUUAAUGCUUCCACUGCCAAGGGUACAACUACGCUGCAGAGAGCAGAAAACGCCUUUAAAGCUUCUAAUCCUCCUUUUAAAGGCGCGGGCAGUUCUAACAAUUCUAGUGGUGUUCAAAAUAGAGCCCCGAAUCAGAGGAUCAAUAAUCCUUAUGCUAGACCUACAGGAGAUGUCUGUUAUCGAUGCAACAAGCCUGGGCAUAGAUCUAACGUGUGUCCUGAGAGGAGACAAACUGCCCUUAUAGAUGAUUAUGAUGAGGAUGAAGAAGAAGUUAGGAGGGAUGGCGAUUAUGAUGGAGCUGAGUUUGCGGAGGAGGAAUCCCCUGAGAAGGUUAACAUUGUGUUGCAGCGGGUUCUACUAUGUCCUAAAGAAGAGGGGCAGCGGCGCAAUAUUUUCAGGUCACUUUGUUCCAUUAAUAACAAAGUGUGUAAUUUAAUUGUGGAUAAUGGGAGCUGCGAAAAUUUUGUAGCCAAGAAACUGGUGGAGUAUUUGCAGUUACCGGCGCAGCCUCAUGAGGCACCUUAUUCCCUCGGGUGGGUGAAGAAAGGUCCACAAGUUCGAGUUGUUGAAUCCUGCAAAGUGCCGGUAUCCAUUGGUAAGCAUUAUAAAGAUGAAGUUUUGUGCGACAUUAUUGAUAUGGAUGCUUGUCAUAUUUUGUUUGGCCGACCUUGGCAAUAUGAUGUGGAUAUUACUUAUAAAGGCAGGGACAAUGUGAUGUUGUUUAUGUGGAAUAACCAUAAAAUUGCUAUGGCUCCUGUGUGUCAAUUUGAGAAAUCUGAUGUGAAGAAAGGGGAGAGUUUUCUGACCUUAUCUAGCAGUGAACUUGAGAUGGAGAGGACCUUUAAAGAAUCUGAGGUUUUCUGUCCAGUGGUGAUUCCCAAAGAAGUACAGGACAUGUUGGGAGAUUUUGAAGAGUUGAUCUCGGAUGAGUUACCCAACGAGCUGCCACCUAUGAGAGACAUUCAACAUCAGAUUGAUUUGGUGCCUGGAGCUAGCUUGCCCAAUCUGCCACAUUACCGAAUGAGUCCCAAGGAGAAUGAGAUUUUGAGAGAGCAGAUUGAAGACUUGUUGAAAAAAGGGUUCAUUCGAGAGAGUAUGAGUCCUUGUGCAGUUCCAGUCCUCCUUGUUCCUAAGAAGGGCAAUCAAUGGCGGAUGUGUGUUGAUAGCAGGGCCAUUAACAAGAUAACUGUGAAGUACAGGUUUCCUAUUCCUCGUUUGGAAGACAUGCUUGAUGAGCUAGAAGGUUCCAAAGUGUUUACCAAGAUAGACCUUCGAAGUGGAUAUCACCAGAUUCGAAUCAAGCCAGGGGAUGAAUGGAAGACAGCUUUUAAGAGCAAGGAUGGCUUGUACGAGUGGAUGGUUAUGCCAUUCGGGUUGUCUAAUGCACCCAGCACUUUUAUGAGGCUUAUGAACCAGGUUCUUCGCCCUUUUACAGGUUCCUUUGUAGUAGUGUAUUUUGAUGAUAUACUGAUCUAUAGCAGGACCAAAGAAGAACAUCUGGUGCAUUUGAAGCAGGUUUUGGAAGCUUUACAGGAGAAUAAACUGUACAUCAACUUGAAAAAAUGUACAUUCUGCACCAGCAAGUUAUUAUUUCUGGGAUUUGUGGUUGGAGAAGAAGGCAUUCAGGUUGACGAAGAAAAGGUACGAGCAAUAAGAGAAUGGCCAGCUCCAAAAUCAGUUUCUGAAGUGCGGAGUUUUCAUGGUUUAGCUACUUUCUACAGAAGAUUUGUGAAGAAUUUCAGUACCAUUACUGCCCCUAUUACUGAAUGUUUGAAGAAAGGCAAAUUCCAAUGGGGAGAGGAACAAGAGAAAAGUUUUGCUUUAAUCAAGGAGAAACUUUGUACUGCACCAGUUCUUGCUCUUCCUAAUUUUGACAAGAUAUUCGAGGUUGAAUGUGAUGCUAGUGGCGUGGGAGUAGGUGCUGUGCUGUCACAAGAGAAGAAACCAGUAGCAUUCUUUAGUGAAAAGCUGAGUGAAGCUCGUCAGAAGUGGAGUACUUAUGACCAAGAAUUUUAUGCAGUGUUCCGGUCAUUGAGGCAAUGGGAGCACUACCUGAUUCAGAGGGAAUUCGUACUGUUCACCGAUCACCAAGCCUUGAAGUACCUCAAUAGCCAGAAAACUGUGAAUAAAAUGUAUGCAAGGUGGUUGUAUGAGGAAGAUGUUGAUUUCAAAGAAAUUUGGGCCAAGUGCAGCAAUAACUAUACAGUCGCAGAUUUUUAUGAGAAUGAAGGAUAUUUAUUCAAGGGCAACAGACUUUGUAUCCCUAGUUCUUCAUUGAGGGAAAAACUGAUCAGAGAUCUGCAUGGAGGAGGAUUGAGUGGGCACUUGGGCAGAGACAAGACUCUUGCUAGUCUUGAGGAGCGGUAUUUCUGGCCACAGUUGAAGAAGGAUGCAGGAACUAUUGUGAGAAAGUGCUACACCUGCCAGGACCUUGCUAUGGAUUUUGUGUUGGGCUUACCCCGUACCCAAAGGGGAGUGGAUUCAGUGUUUGUGGUAGUUGACAGGUUCUCUAAGAUGGUGCAUUUCAUCGCAUGGAAGUGGUUCGUUUGCAUGGAGUACCCAAGUCCAUUACAUCUGACAGAGACACCAAGUUCCUUAGCCAUUUCUGGAUUACUUUGUGGAGGAUGUUUGGCACAUCUUUGA
Molecule: messenger RNA, 3411 nt
Organism: Rosa rugosa (rugosa rose)
Lineage: Eukaryota; Viridiplantae; Streptophyta; Magnoliopsida; Rosales; Rosaceae
Exons: 5
Coding region: 1-3411 (1136 amino acids)
Molecular function (GO): zinc ion binding; nucleic acid binding
Source: RefSeq, a predicted model, not a curated record